UUGCGUUCCCACGUAGACGCUCCCGCACCUGAUCACAGUUCUCUUCUCGCCCCAAUUCCCAUUCCCCUGUUGCACUCUUCCUUUUAGUUUUAUUACCUCACCCACCGACUGCAAGGGGAGCGAAUCAAAGGAACAAAGAAACGAAGCGUGAAAGAGAAAGAGAAAGAGAGAGAAUCUAGAGAGAGAAAGAGCGAUGAAGAUCACUGCGUUGUUGGUGCUUAAAUGCACGGGCGAGGGUUCCGAUCCCGUGAUUCUCGCCAACGCUUCCGACGUAAGCCACUUCGGUUACUUCCAACGCUCCAGCGUUAAGGAGUUCAUCGUCUUCGUCGGUCGCACCGUCGCCAAACGCACCCCUCAGGGCCAACGCCAAUCCGUACAACACGAAGAGUACAAGGUGCAUACCUACAACAGAAAUGGUCUUUGCGCGUUGGGAUUUAUGGAUGAUCAUUACCCGAUUCGAAGUGCCUUUUCUCUUCUCAACCAGGUGCUCGAUGAAUAUCAAAAAACUUUUGGUGAGUCAUGGAGGACUGCUCAGGAAGACAAUAGUCAACCAUGGCCCUAUUUGAAUGAAGCUCUGCAAAAGUUCCAGGAUCCUGCAGAGGCUGACAAGUUGUUGAAAAUCCAGAGAGAGUUGGAUGAAACAAAAAUCAUCCUUCACAAGACUAUUGAUAGUGUGCUGGCUAGAGGGGAGAGGCUGGACAGUUUAGUUGAGAAGAGUUCUGAUCUGAGUGCUGCAUCGCAGAUGUUUUACAAACAGGCGAAAAAAACCAAUCAGUGUUGUACCAUAUUGUAAGCUUUCAAGAACAUCAGUAUGCUGCGAGCUCUCUUGAAUCCUGUUCCGACAUGGAGACUGUUGGAUAGGAGAAAUAUGUCUAUAUCACUCUCCAUUGUUUGUUUGGUGAAAUUAUGUGAUUUACCCGAUACAUGUAUCGUCUUACCGUGUUGACAAAUUAAAAUUCUCAUUUACCUUCUUGUGAUGUUUACUAUAUGAUAAUUUAUAGUAUGCAUAAUUAUUGUUUUGGUGGAGUCAUUCCAAGUGAAUUUGUAGUUGGAUUGAAUAUUCUCACUU
This is a messenger RNA of Cajanus cajan (pigeon pea), 1069 nucleotides long. RefSeq names its product VAMP-like protein YKT61. The record is from RefSeq and is a predicted model, not a curated record. Gene Ontology annotation, cellular component: Golgi apparatus; membrane. Gene Ontology annotation, biological process: endoplasmic reticulum to Golgi vesicle-mediated transport. Lineage: Eukaryota; Viridiplantae; Streptophyta; Magnoliopsida; Fabales; Fabaceae. Gene Ontology annotation, molecular function: SNAP receptor activity.